This is a messenger RNA of Orcinus orca (killer whale), 834 nucleotides long. RefSeq names its product Cbl proto-oncogene like 2 (gene CBLL2). NCBI's taxonomy places the organism in Eukaryota, Metazoa, Chordata, Mammalia, Artiodactyla, Delphinidae. Gene Ontology annotation, biological process: regulation of cell adhesion; protein ubiquitination. Gene Ontology annotation, molecular function: ubiquitin protein ligase activity. The record is from RefSeq and is a predicted model, not a curated record.
AUGGAUCAGAAAACCCAGAUGUCAGUACAAAAUCAAGGCCCCCAAUCCGAGGUAGCAUCCUCAAAAAACAAAGCCAAGUCCAAAGGUAUUGCUGAUCCAAAAACCCAGGGAAAAUCCAGCAGGAUUGCUCAUGUUUUCUGGGGAGACUUGACGGUCAACAUAGCCAAAAGGGUGAAUGUGUACACAUUCGGGAGAGACCGCCCCCCGCCGUCAGGUGCAGAGGAGCCACAAUUAUGGGUGGGGUGGAGCCAAGUAAAUACCGUUUGUUGCUAUUUUUCUGGUCCAGUUUCUACUUGCGGGAAGAGCUCUGGAUCAUCCGGUGGCCUUGAGGUUCGAAGACGAAUUCCUUUAAAGCUCAUUUCUAAGCAGGUGAGUAAAAGCACUGUGUCUCAUAUUCCAAGGACUAUGAAUGGGUCGCCUGCUGGUGGAAAAGAAUUUGAACGUAAUGGAGGAGGGCGGUAUGACUGUAAAGGGGGUGAGCUAUUGGGAAGAAAGAAAACAUUUCCUGAAUGCGUUUGGGAGGACUUUAAGAUAAACAUCAUAGGUGAAAAGUUUGAUUUACCAGUUCAUUUCUGUGACAAAUGUGAUUUGCCUUUUAAAAUCUAUGGGCGUAUAAUUCCGUGCAAGUAUCUUUUUUGCUAUGACUGUGCUAAUUUAUAUGAAAGAAAAGGAGGUAAGAUAUGACCAGGCUGUAGUAUUCCUGUGCUGCGAAUUGUGGAGCAUACACGAGGUUCUGUCUUCAUGUGUAGCGCUGGCCAAGAGUGCAGGAAAACUUAUUUGCCUCAAAGAGAGUUAGAAGCUCGUAUCAACUACCACCAUAAGAGAGCUAAAUAA